CUCGCAUUGAGAAUCCCCCCCAUUACACGCCAGUUAUCCGGAUAAUCCCACAUAGCUGCGCAAAGCAGGGACGGAAGUCGGCAGGAUGGCAACGUCUCAGCGCAUCCGAAGCCUAAGUCACGACGAAUCGGAGCGCACGCUGAGCAAGCCGCCUGUCAAGUCUCGGAUCCAGUCGGACAAUAGGUCGGCAAAGGUUAUGACGGUCGAAAGCACUGGUCCAAUCUUUAGCACGCCGACGGAGCCCGCAAUAGGACCCUGCAACAAAAGCAGCUUCCGCUUGAACGAUGUCGAGAAGAGCUUCAACAACGUGGUGAAGAUUGUCAAGACGGCGUUUGUCGAGGAUGAAAUCAAGCGCGCGAUGGAAUCGAACUGGAUGCUUGUGGAGACCGACGCCGGCGAAGUCUCUGCAUUGGACAAUGCGCUCGACACGCUCCGCGACGCGUUCCUGUUCACAACGUCCCUCUCCGAGAGCAAGCUCGACUCGAGCGCUCACUCGAUCAUAACUCACUGCGAGAAGGUUGCCGAACGCAUCUUUGACCAGAAAGAGUCGCGCGAGGUCAUGGUCGCGAACUGGAACGACACAAACUUACUGCCGAACCUCCAAAACAAUUUGCAGGAAAUUAAGACAUUAGUGCUGCCGCCGCUGAAUCGCCGGGAAAAAGCGGCCGAGCUCAAGAUCCUCAAGAGGAUUGAGCGCUUCGUCUCGCUCAUGUCGUCCAGCCUACAAGCGAUGCGGGCCGACCUCCAGAGCUUCCUCACCGACCUCGACAAGAUUCUGCUCGAAUGCAGCACGCUUCUCGUCGAAGUAAUCACGUUCCUGCACAUGCGAAGCCGGACCGCUGAUUUUAGCGGCACGGGGGUCGCUGCCGGAGCGGCCGGGCUCGUUGCAGGAAUUUUGGUGACAGUGACAGCUUUGCUGACAGCACCAAUGUCUGCUGGCUUGACGCUGCCAUUUCUCGUCGCGGGCAAGGGGCUCAUUGCAUCGGGCGUGGCGACGCUGGCCCCGUGCAGCUUGAUGCUGGCGAGCCACAACAAGCAGCUGGAAGGGCUCGCUAGCUUGGUGCGAAGCCUUAAGGCCCGCCUCGAGAUUUUAUUCCAACGGCGGGAGGUCCUCGUGACGGCGUACUAUGCGUGCAUUGAAGCCGAGUUCAACAUCCAGCACGUGGGGACGUUCUGCAAGGACGCGGUCGAGCUCGAGAUGCCACCCAAGGACAACUCGAUGCCAUUCAUGACGCUCGUGGAGAAGAAGUUGCGCGUGAUUGAAGAAAACAUCGACGUGUUUGCGUCAGACCCGUCUGUGUUUCACUAUUGCCAUGAGGACGAAGACCAGGAGAAUGGCUUGCUGUACCUCGACAAGUAACAACACACGAUUCUUAACGAUACAUAGAUUUAAGUGUGAAGGAAGAGCGUCCGUCGAGCCGAGCGCUAUUACUUAGCUCAUCAAGCACACCCGGGUUCUGCAGAGGUCAACAAGCAGUCCUCUCGACCUCUACCGGGGGAAGGCCAAUUGAAGGUGAUAUGAAAUAAGAUGUAAAAGAGAGAGUACAAGCGGUAAAGUUCUCGAUGGUUGGGUGGUGUUGAAAAACACCAGAGCAUGAUAUCCCAUCAGGGAAUCAAAGAUAGGGAGAAGGCAUUUAGCCGCCGAAACCGUACAAGGUGCGACCUUGGCGCUUCAAGGCAUACACGACAUCCAUGGCCGUCACGGUCUUUCGACGAGCAUGUUCAGUGUAGGUGACCGAGUCACGGAUCACGUUUUCCAAAAACACCUUGAGGACACCGCGGGUU
This is a messenger RNA of Aphanomyces invadans, 1785 nucleotides long. RefSeq lists its product as hypothetical. The transcript has 5 exons. NCBI's taxonomy places the organism in Eukaryota, Oomycota, Saprolegniomycetes, Saprolegniales, Verrucalvaceae. Bases 86 to 1360 code for a protein of 424 amino acids. The record is from RefSeq and is a predicted model, not a curated record.